Penicillium salamii is the source of this 1239-nucleotide messenger RNA. The record is from the annotation of a GenBank genome assembly. Lineage: Eukaryota; Fungi; Ascomycota; Eurotiomycetes; Eurotiales; Aspergillaceae.
AUGCCAAUGUCUUUCAAAGCCGAAAGUUUUCCCUAUGAAGGCUACACCUUCGUCAAAGCAAGCCCGACGACCUCUGGUCAAAUUCCAACCUGGAAUUGCGUCAAACGAGUGCCGAUGCGUCAAAGUCAACAUGACUACUUCGAGAUGAUAAAGAAGCGGGCGACCAAAAAAACCGCAUUGCAACAAUAUCAGAACAUAUCCUCGAACGCCAGACGCACCCAUAUAAAUCAGUUGAUAGACGAACAAAGGCAAAUGGACCCUACAAAGGAGUGGAGCUGUGUCUACAUCAAAGAACAUACAAAGCCAUUCAAUGCCCAAAACGCUCGUUGGGGGGGAUAUGAGACUGUUUCCAUGGAUGUGAUCAUCAUGCAAAGAUCUGCAAGGACAACUCAUCCAAGGCCCCCAGCUGGGAGCCAAGUGGACCUUGGAGCUGGAUUUCGUCCAUCAUUUUGGGCUCAGCGCAGAGAUCAUCCUUCGAUGCCGGGGCAGAAUGCGAACCUGCCACGGGCUAUGAUCGAGGGACCGCAGUCUCCGGUAGCUGUGCUAGGUGAUCGCCGUGAAUCCCCAGGAGAAGGUCAUGGGGCAUAUCCAACUAAAGAUCAAGCACAGCAUCGUGAGCCAAAGCAAUCGACAGCAAUUACGCCUAACCUGGCAUCCAGUGCAAUGGACAACAGCGACACAGACUCUGAUUAUACUUCACACUCAUCGGGGGGUAGCAGCGAUUCAGAGGAUGAUGUUAUGGUAUUCGACUCACCCGAUAAGAGUUCAGAAGCAGGCGAUCAAGUUAGUUUGGAUCGCAAGCAACAAGCAGUCCCCCCAAAGAGGGCUCCUACUCGUCAUGAGAACAGCCCGGUUCAUCGAGGAAUGACUCAUGGGCCUCGUUCUCGAUCUCGUGCAAAGUCCCACAGUCGUAGCCUUGAGAGGAGACUCAAUCGAAGAGGCCCUGCCCGCGAACAGUACGAAGCAUCUACUGCCAAGGGUCCUGGGCCUCUGGCUUCCGAGAGGGCUCGAUCCAGAGGCUCUGUAUCUGGAAUCAGAUAUCGGAAGCAACUAAUGAGCGACAAUGAGAUUCGAAGUCGAAUGCUUGAUCAUCGUGAAGCAAGUAUUGGGCAUAGGGAGAGACAGUUCAAGAGGACCUUAUAUGGAGCUCACCAGCUUGAGUUACAGCCAAUGAGUGACAGUGUUGCCGUCUGCCAUUGUACCUGUCGUUGUGCCAUGAGUGGAGAAGAUGUGGAUUGA